AUGCCCGAUCCCGAUUAUCCUUGGAUGGCAAGAUAUCGAGCGGUGUAUUUAACCCCCGACGGAACCAAGUUGUCGGAUGUUGCUGUAACCGACUUUGACUGGCUUGAAGAGUAUCUUGAGGCUCCCCUGAGUGAUUGGGAUUUUGAGAAAUACGGCCCUUGGCAUAAUAAGGCACAGGAUAAUGAGGCUUUCUUGUUCCAUGAGUCUUGUUGGUCGGCCUUGGUUAAGCACUUUGCAAACGAGGAGGUCGAUUUGAAUAGGCUUUUCGAAGUCUGCAAGAAUAUCCCUGGCUCAGCAAGAGCUGUCGAAGAUCUAAAUCCCACGAUGGGAAAGGAAGAUCUAUGA
Molecule: messenger RNA, 345 nt
Organism: Penicillium mononematosum
Lineage: Eukaryota; Fungi; Ascomycota; Eurotiomycetes; Eurotiales; Aspergillaceae
Exons: 3
Coding region: 1-345 (114 amino acids)
Source: RefSeq, a predicted model, not a curated record